AUGCCAUUUGGAAUAUCUCCAGCGCCAGAAUACUUUCAGCAAUUUCUUGAACAAAACUUAACAGGUCUUUCGGGUAUUAAAGCGAUCGCUGAUGACAUUAUAAUUUAUGGCAAAGGUGAAACCUACGAAGAGGCUUUGCGCGAUCAUGACAACAACAUGCAGAAUAUACUUGAAAGGUGUCAAGAACGAGGCAUUAAGCUAAACAUGGACAAAUUUCAGCUUCAUAAAACUGAAAUGCAAUCUGUAGGACAUUUACUCACGGAUAAAGGAGUACAAGCAGAUCCGUCGAAAAUUGAAGCUAUUACGAAAAUGCCUAAGCCAACAGACAAAAAAGCUGUCCAACGGUUAUUAGGUCUUCUCAACUACCUAGCAAAAUUUCUCGAUAAGCUUAGCCAGAUGUGCGAACCGUUAAGACAACUUACGCGUAAAGAUGUUGUGUUCAACUGGAGACACGAACAUGACGAAGCGUUUGACACAAUCAAGCAGUCAGUGUGCAACGCGGCAGUAUUUUGCUACUAUGAUUCUAAACUAGAAACAAGCCUACAUAGCUGUGCUACGCACGUAGAAGAAGUACUGUUGACAGACUACGAGAAAGAGAUAGAAUCUACAUGUUUGUCAGAUUAUUUGGCAGUUUCGUCUGGAAGACAAACUAGAAUCAAGCAAGCUACGCUCGAAGACAAGACAUUGGUAAAGCUGAUUGAGUGUAUUAAGAAUGGAUGGAAUAAAGCGCCGAGAGAAGUAAAGCCGUAUUAUUCUGUCCGGGAUGAACUAUCGGUAGAUAACGAUUAUUUCAGUAAUUUCUUUGAAAUAGAUCGACUGUAUGAAACAACGUCGAAGGAAAUAGUCGCCAAGUUGAAACAGCAUUUUGCAAGGCAUGGAAUUCCUGAACGUGUGAUCUCAGAUAACGCAAGUGUUUACAAAUCAGAAAAGUUUAAAUCAUUUUCAAGGAAAUGGGAUUUUACGCAUGUGACUUCAUCUGCAAGGUAUCCACGAUCAAACGGAAAAGCUGAAAAUGCAGUUAAGACUGCGAAAUGUAUUAUGAAAAAAGCAAAACAUUCGCAUACAGACCCGAUGCUAGCACUUCUAAAUUUUAGGAAUACACCUCAACAGGCUACAAGUUAUAGUCCAGCUCAGCAGCUGAUGAACAGAAAAACACGAACAUUACUACCGGAGAGAUCAAAUCAGUUUCAGUCUAGCAUACCGUCAAAUGUUAAGGCUAAACUUCAAAAAAGAAAAGACAGACAAGCCUAUUAUUAUAACAGGAAUGCAAAGCCAUUAGACUGUUUGCGAGCUGGUGAUACUGGGAGAAAACAGCCGAAUGAAAGAAAUAAAACUUGGGAAAAGGGAACUGUUGUCGAAAAACCACAAACGCGGUCUUACAACGUUCUGAGGGAGAAUGGCACGGUAGUGAACCGAAAUAGAAAACAUCUCCGACGGACGAGUGAACUUUUCAAUGAACAAAGGGAGGAGACUGUAGACAUAGAUCCGAAAAUAAACGACCAAGAGUUGUUGCUCAAGACAGAUUCUUGA
Molecule: messenger RNA, 1530 nt
Organism: Mercenaria mercenaria
Lineage: Eukaryota; Metazoa; Mollusca; Bivalvia; Venerida; Veneridae
Exons: 3
Coding region: 1-1530 (509 amino acids)
Biological process (GO): DNA integration
Molecular function (GO): nucleic acid binding
Source: RefSeq, a predicted model, not a curated record